CGUUCUCUGUCUGCCUAAUGACAGACGCAUAGCAAAAGAGGGAAAAAUAAAAUGUUUUUUACUUUAAUUUCCAAUUGGUGAAAUAUUAUUUCGGUUCGCGAAAUAAACGUACAUUUCGCACAAAUCGAAUGUUAUAAAGUUUAUCGUACUAUUGAAGUGGAAUAUGAGAGUUAAUUAAUAAUAAAGUUUGAAUAGAUUGUGCAUAAAGAAAAGAUAAAAAAGCAAACGAAUAUAAAACGCACAAACGAUAUUGCAGAAAAGCAGAUAAAUUUGCGAAUUGUGAAAGCAACAUACAGUGCUGAUAAACUUAAAAGCUAGCAAACGGCAAAUUAGAUUUUGGAAAAUCCGCAAUUACGGCAAAUAAGUUUUGCAAUUUUGCAGCUGACGUCGGUGAAAACAUUGCGGUGCGUGUUUACGGCAAAUGAUGGCCAAAAAUGGCGGCUAAACCACCGAAGCCGCCAGCUACUUUUCUGAAGCAAAGUAGUCCCAACAACAACAACAACGACGCCGACAAUAACGAUAAUAACGGCAAUAGCAACAACAGCAAUCCUAGCACUUCUACUGCCACUGCCACAGCAGUAGCAACACCCACAACGCCUACCUCCGCAGCGACACACUCGGCCAACGCUGAGACGACAUACAGCAAGCUGGGUAUACAACGAUACAAUAGUCGCGAAAAUCUACUAAAUAACAUUACUAACGAUUACAACUACAACAACGAAAACGAUUCAGAAACGAUAGGCAAUAGUGCAGAAGGAGCAGUUGCCGCCGCCGCCGCCGCACGUCCCGCUUGUAAUUGCACGAACAUAAGUAUUAUGCAUCUCUUUCAUGAGAUGAAGCAAGAGUUUCCGACCAUACCCGAUCCGAUAGUAGCACAGUGUGUCAACGAUAAUUGCCAUCAACGUGAGAAUUGCAUACAGAUGUUGAGGAAUGAGUUGGCACUAAAUCCGAUACCAGUGCAGACGUACCCAGCCAAAGUAUUGCAACAACAUCACAUCAACAACCAACAACACAGUAAUCUGCAGCAACAAAAGCAAUUGCAACAACUUAAAAAGAGUCCACAACAGCCAGCGCACACACCAACACCGCCGCAACGACAUAAAAACGCGUCCGCGCAAAAACCCGCAACGCCGUUGCGUCCCAUACGCGCUGCGCCCACACAACCACCGUCGGUGGCAACGCUGCAAUGCGUACGCGCGGUAAUCAAAAAUAGUGCCGUUACACCUCAAACCAAUUGUGAUAGUGUUGAGCUAGUGCCAAAUAGCGGCAAUUUAGCAAAAGAUGUUAAUAGUGUUCAAUUACCGUGCAAUAAUCAGAGUAAUAAUAAUAACAACAGCAAUAGUAGUGUCAGUGAUUCCCCCAAACAAGCGUGUGAUAUGCCCGUAACCGCGACCGCGAACGCGCCUAUUGAAUGCGCGCGCUCUACUGACUUCAUAACGGCGCUCAAUAGAAUUGCCGGCGCUCAUACAGCCUCCCCGGCGCCCUUACCAGCCGUAGGUGUGCGCGCCCGCCCCAAUACGCUGAACCUGCAAGCAUCACAACAACAACUGCAGCGCCAGCAGUUGAACAAACAACUGCAGCAGCAUUUGCAGCAGCGCAGCCAGUUAAAACAACACCAACAACAGAUUGCGAGCAGUGCUGCCGAUGAACCGUCGCAACAGAAGCCGAUACGUAGAGCGCCGUUGCCGCCGAUCGCGCCAAAGCCAGUAUUUCACAAUAAUAUCAGCUAUAAUUGCAACAACAACAAUAACAACAACAGUUGUGGAAAUUCACCACAAUCACAGAGCGUCGGCAGUUGCUCGACCGAAUCGGCUGUGACGAGUCCGUUGAGUUCGUGCGGCGAAAGCGAAGUAUCUGCGAAUGUGGGAUGUACGCCAUCGCAAGCUUUUGCGCUCAGCCAUAACAAUCAAAAUAGGCAAAAUAACAGUAACAACAACAACAAUAACAACAACGUUGUUCCCACUUAUCAACCACAGCCAACAUCACCACUUCGUUCGCCGAUACGCCAUCGUUCAGUUAUCACUGUACAACCGGAGCCGCCGUACGCGCGUGAUUUUCUGCCGUCCACAACAAAAAUUAGCACCGUCGCAAAUCCAACCACCGGUGGUAGUGGUGGCAGUACGCCAACAAGUCAGAAAAGUUUCACCUCCGUCAAUUUGACAUUGCGUCAACCCACCAACGCUGUGCCGCAAUCGACCAUUGACAUCUCCGCCGGUCCGGUGUUAAGCGGCAAUGGUAGUGGUCUGACCUAUUCCAGUACAUCGUAUAAUGCGCGUCACGGUUUUCAGCAAAAUUUCCACAUAACGGUCACCGAAGAAGGUGGUGUAUUUAAUGCGAGUCGCAUUCGUCCACGUAAUACGGGUUACUACGCAGGUAUUGAGGGUGCAAAUACGCCAGACGGACCAGCGGGUGGUACGGGGCAGUUAACGCCCACCACGCAACAACAACAAUCGCAAACACCUACAACAAUACUGCGGUCGCCAACAACGCAGGCGGCACAAAAUAUUGCGCCGCAAGCGCAGCUCACAACGGCCAGCAGUGAGGACAUGUGUCUGCCAUUCGAAAAUAGUGUUUUCAUCGAGACCAUAAAGCGACAGAAAGCGCGUCGUGACAAAUUGGCCUCGGCACUGCGAGAAAACAAAAAUAAGCUUGGCAAUGUCGAGGAGGAGGUGAAAAUGCUAACCGAACCCUUGAAUGCCGGCGAAUCUGAGAGACUGGAUUAUGAAAUAGAAAGAUUACGCAGUGAUUGUCAACAAACAUUGAAUGAAAUCGAAAAUAUCAGACGUUAUGGUCAGUUAAGCGAAGCCGACCGACUGAAAUUACAGCAGCAGCAACAGCAACAACAACAACAGCAAGCAUUCCUACGGCAACGCCCACCACGACCGCCACCACCACAACAACAACCGCAAAGUCCCUACCAACAAUACCAGCCCACAGAAGUAGAUUAUCUGCAACAACACAACACACCUGUCAGUCUCGGUAGUACUGUUGGUGUUGUUGGUAGUGGACCCAGUAGCGCUGCAUGCACACCCAACUCACCACGCAUGCAACAACCGCCGCCAACACAACAACGCGCAGAUUAUGUCGGCCAUCCACCACAAUAUCAACAACUGCCUUCAACGGACGAGGAGGACUACUCCGAUUCGAAUACGGAUGGCGGUGACGACUAUGAGCCGCUCGAACGCUGGCCCUGCUCCAUGUGUACAUUCCUCAAUCAUCCACAGCUGAACAUAUGCGAGGCGUGCGAAUGUGUGCGCAUAAUACCCGGUACGAUACGCAUUGUGUCCACAGCGGAUACCAGCGCCAGCGCAGCAGCAGCCGCCGCCAUGCCACAGUCACCGCCAGCACCAAUGGCGGCUACCAGUUCGGCGACUGCAGCUGCUGCUGCUGCGGCCUUAAGCGCUGCGACUCCAACUGCAAUUGCGCAUGGCGCGAACACAGCCUCAGCGGGCAAUUCGCCAACGUCAGCGGCACGCACCGUCGCUGCGGAAUAACACUGAAUGGCUUGCAUGGCGUUUUUAUUGCUAUUAAUGCGAUUUAUUAUUUUUUUUAUGUUACGUGUUGUGUAGUUUCUAUUGACACGAUGCUAAAUUAUUAAUUAGCCGCUAAGUUUAUAUUUACAUAAUUUGUUUUUAUUUUUAUUUUUAAUGCUAAACUAAACCAAACACAUUAGUUACUUGUAUACUUGUAUAUAAGGCCGUUACAGUUAAUGCGUUGAAAUGUUUGUAUUGCUAUGUUGUUGUUGUUUUGCAUGCAGUUAAAGUGUCUACAUACAAGCUUACACUACUGUUGAAAUUAUGUCGGAAAUAUAACAUUGUACAACACUUGGCUAGGCGGAAAAAUUUUAUACAGAAAAAAAAUUUAACUUAUUUCCAUAUUUGGUAUUGGUUAGUAACAAUAACCUAUAAUUAAAAAUAACAAUUUUAAAAAAUAUUUUUUUUUUUAAUUCGAAACCAAAUAUUUCGAUUUUGGAGACUAACUUUGAAAAUCGAAGAAUGCACUUUUUUAAUUUUAUCUCAAACUCACGGAAAAAAUUAGUUUGGUCAAGAGCGAGAACAAAAGUCAAUUUUGACGUAUAGUGUAAUAAUUUUAAUAUUUUAUUAUUUUUCUACAAAACUACAUUUAUUAUAUGUCCUAGCAUAUAUAACACGCUUUUAAGUUUAAACUUUAUCUAUUUUACGCUCAUUUUACUUAAGUAUUUUUAAGUAUUUUCUAUAAUAUAUGCUUACAUUUAAUAAUAGCGUAAUGAAUCAAGCAUUUGCUCAGCGUACAGUUUACAAAUUGCUUUAACUGCAUGUGAUUCUGCACAUAAACACAUACAUAUAUGCAUACAAAAACAAUAGAAGAAAUAGUAACUAGAAGCUGUGAUAAUUUUAAUAGCAAGUAUAAACAGUGUUUGUGUAAAUAAAAAUAGAAAAAAAUUGUUAUAAAAAGUGUAUUUUAAAUUAAUAUAUUUUAUAUACAUACUUAAAUGACGUGCUAUAUGUAGUUAAUUUACACAUUAUAUGCGAGAAAUUAAACAAAAUAGUAAAUAUAAAAAAAAAAAUAUAUAAAUAGAUUUAAUUAAUUAAGUCUUGUGCAUUAAUUAAUAUUAUAUAUAUAUUUUUCCGUAGUUCCUAGGUGGAACAUAGGGCCUCAAUAUUAAAGAAAAUAAAUAAUCAAAUUCAAAUGCUUACAUACACAUAUACUUUACAUAUAUACAUUUGAAUAAUUAUAGUAAUUAUAUUUGAUAAAUAUUUAAAAUGUGAACUAAGCUAAUAUUAAGUCAAUACGUAUUAUAUUAAAUUAAAUAGUAUGGAAUAUGUAUAUUGUUUAACACCUCUAGUUGCGCAUUAAAAAUGUCUAACUGUACUUUUAAGUUAGCUCAACUCAUUAUUUUAAAUAUAUGUAAUUUAAUUACUAUUUUAUUGUGUAUGUGUGUGCUGCUUAAUUUUUUUAAUUCAUUAUUAUUAUUAUUUUUUAACAUUAUAAUUUUUGAAAUUUUCAAACAAUUUCGAAACACUACUUAUCUGCUGCAAUACAAUGUAAUCAAAAGAACAAACGAAUUCGAGAACAUAUUGCUGAUUUAUAUUUAAUUUUUCUAUAAUUCGACCAUAAUCCAUCUCUACACUAAAAAAAUAUGGUUAAAAAGUUAAACCACUUAAUACUGACAUAUAUUUGGAAACAAAAUACAUAUUGGCCCUAAUCAUUGAAUCCGUGUCGAGCGAAAAAUUUUACGUCGGAAUCAUUGACACCGUAUCGAAAAUAAAAUUUACGAUCACAUUAAACUCACUUACCGACUCUUAAAAACACAUUCCGCGGCUAAUAGAUGUCGCUAAUGACGAAAUCAUUGAAUCCGCAAAAUCGACAAUUUUGGUCGAAAUCUAUGCGUUGGUGAAUGAGUUGCGGAAAUGUAAAAGAAAUAAACCAUUUGGAAGUUUUUAUGUAAAUAAUUACUGAUGACGGACUAAAUUAUGUUUUAAAUGGGUAUUUUCGAGACAAGAGACAAAAACAGAAUAACAAAAAUAAAUUGAAGAUGUUUAAAAGCGAUAUAAAGUUGCCCCCUCGAAAUAGCGAAAGAAUUUUUUCAAAGAGCCUCAGGCGAAUUAAAUAUUUUUAUGGAAGAAAUUUCACAAUAGUUAAAAGUCAGUUUUAAUUUGUUUUAAUAAAGCAAAAAGCACAAACAAUUGAUUAGAUUUGUCACUUUUGUCGAUAAAACAGUUUUACAUUCUCACUUUGUGGUAAAAGCAGUUUAUCGACGGAAUCAAUGAUUGCAUGAACAUUUUCGUUCGAAAAUCCUUAUAGUAUCGAAAUCGAUUUCGCUGCGGAUUCACUGAUUAGGCCCAUUAAAAAUGAAAAACACGCGACGUCUGACUCAUUUGGUUACUUAAAUAUACAGUUGAACUUCCUUAACUCGAUUUAAUUUAUAUGAAAUUUGACUCUUAUUACCAAUUCAAGAGUUAGAGUUAUGGAAGUUUAAAUGUAUUUAACUGUAACUUAUAAAAAUUUAAAAAUUGUACAACUUAACCAAAAUACUAAAUAAAAAAUAUUUCAAUGUCUGCUUUAAUUUUCACAUAUACACACAACAACUAAUCAAGUUAAAAUGAAAACUUUAGAGCUAUGCAGAAAUCUCAAGCUUAGCUUGUCGAGUUGAAAAGAUAUAAUUUUUUUAAUAAAAAAAUAAGUAUUUUCCAUACCAACAAUAACUAAUCUGCCUUGCAUUGUUGUUUAAUUAUUUUUAUUUUUUUAUUAUUACACUUUAAUUACAACCAAUUGAAACUAUAUAACCUUUAUUAUCAAUAUCAAAACUAAUAGUAUGUAUGUAAGUGCAGAAACAAAUACAAUAAAUUGUAAUUGAAACUUUAAAAUUA
Zeugodacus cucurbitae (melon fly) is the source of this 6350-nucleotide messenger RNA. It is a transcript of the gene Tab2, whose product is annotated as histone-lysine N-methyltransferase, H3 lysine-79 specific. The record is from RefSeq and is a predicted model, not a curated record. NCBI's taxonomy places the organism in Eukaryota, Metazoa, Arthropoda, Insecta, Diptera, Tephritidae. Bases 435 to 3494 code for a protein of 1019 amino acids. Gene Ontology annotation, molecular function: ubiquitin binding. The transcript is spliced from 4 exons.